AUGCUAGAUCCUGAGGGCAGUGUGGAGCACAAGGCUUCCUCUUCCUUCCCCAAAGUUUUCCUCAUCCCUCUAGCCAUGCUCCUUGCAAUAGCAGCGCUCUUGCUCUUAGCCUUUUCCGCUACUCAGCAGAAAGAGACUGAUUUUUACACUUUCAAAGUUGUAAACAUCAGGGGCAAGCUAGUCUCUCUGGAGAAAUACAGGGGCUCGGCAUCUCUAGUUGUCAACGUUGCAAGUGAGUGUGGAUAUACAGAUAGUCACUACAAGGCCUUACAACAGCUACAGAGAGACCUUGGCCCAUACCAUUUCAAUGUGCUGGCAUUCCCAUGCAAUCAGUUUGGGCAGCAAGAACCAGACAGUAACAAAGAAAUUGAGAGUUUUGCACGGAAGACUUAUGGUGUCUCCUUUCCUAUGUUCAGCAAAACUACUGUCAGUGGUGUCGGUGCAAUUCCUGCCUUCAAGUACUUAAUUGAUUCCACAGGAGAAGAACCAACUUGGAACUUCUGGAAAUACCUGGUGGACCCUAAUGGGAAAGUAAUAAAGGCCUGGGACUCUACUGUCUCUAUUGAAGAAAUAAGACCUUAUGUUACAGAACUUGUGAGGAAAAUCAUCCUGAAGAAGAAAGAUGAAUUGUGACUUUCAAAAGUUCCAGCAUGGCAGUUACAUCGUUAUUGAGAAUCAGGACUGGAAUUUGUCUUUUCACAUUCCAGAAGAGGGAAUAUGGAGAAAGAAAAUCAUGACUAAGGGAAUCUAUAUUCACCAUCUUAAGAAUACAAGAUAGUAAGUUCAAAUGGUCAAAGCAAUUUUAGUCUCCAACUGAACUCAUUUUGACCUUUCUGGGAAAGAAGACUCAUGGGCAAUUGUUUCUUUUCUAGUUCAAAUUAUUGAUUGUUGAUAAGACAGUUAGCAUAUCUCUAGGAUGAAGGCUGAGAAUAAUUAUAAAUUCCUUAAAGAGAUCUCACUGUCACCUACAAUUCUCUUCUCACAUUUUGAUCAUGAACUGAAUUAAAAAAGAGUAAAGAACAUGAUUGAUUUAGUGUAUACCCUAGGGCAAAAGCCAAAAUAGAUACUUUUAGAUCAGACAGACCUAACAGAUUUUUGUCUUUCCAGUUACCGAGGCCAAACACAAUUCAUUUCAUCUGCCCGGGUAGUUAAUUAGGAAGAGCACAAGGAAAACUUCUUUAUAAAACUGAAAUGAAAGAAAUAUGAAGUCUCUUCAAAAAUUCUCCAAAAACUAUGAGAAGAAUCUCUACAUUCUUUCACUCAGUAAAGAUUAUCAGAUGAUAUUUAAAUAGCCCUUUGAACAUCUAUAGGAUCAGAGCCUAGAGAAAAUGAACAUUUCUUUCUGAUAUAAUCAUUUUGCCUUAGAAAAAUUAUUCUCACAUCAUACAGUCUGGUUAAGUUUAUGUUUUCUAUUCAUAACAUCAUCUGAAUUUGCUGCAUGUGGAGACAAACAUUAGAGAAUUGAUAUUUCAACAAGGAAAUCAUUUUUUUCAAAUAUUUAAUGUUACGUUGU
Molecule: messenger RNA, 1513 nt
Organism: Rhea pennata
Lineage: Eukaryota; Metazoa; Chordata; Aves; Rheiformes; Rheidae
Gene: GPX7
Product: glutathione peroxidase 7
Exons: 3
Coding region: 1-633 (210 amino acids)
Biological process (GO): response to oxidative stress
Molecular function (GO): glutathione peroxidase activity
Source: RefSeq, a predicted model, not a curated record